AUGGCUUCUAAUAAUUCGCAGCCAACUGCUUCUAUGGGUGGCGCCUCCGCUCCCUCUAAAGGGAAGUCUAAGGCCUCUUCGAGCAAAGUCAGGAAGAUGGUUGAUCGGGCAGUAUAUAGAAAGGCUAAGUGGAGGCUUUCCGAGAUCGCCAGUGAUGUUGAGGAUGAUGAGUCUAAUCCCCAAGCGGAGGCGCUUACCGAGGGUGACAUGUCUAGUGUGGAGCUCAAACCUAGUACGUGCAAUUUUCGAGCGACUAGUGACCCGAACUACUGCAUUCUACUGUGGCGGGUGAUGUGGGAUGGUCAGGCGCCUCCCUCCUCUGCUCGUUCUCUUGGUCUUGAUAAACAACCCACCAUCCAGUUGCACCGGCUCAUGGGAAAGCAUGGUUGGUUAGCUUUGAAGCGUGACAGCAAGUAUCAUGGCCGGGUUUGCAAGGGGUCACCCAAACUUCCCAGCAAAUGGUAUUGCUCCUACUUUUUCAUUAGGCUGCGCCAUGGUACUUGGCAUGCACCGACGGGGGCGCCUCUCUCGACCUUGUGGAGUGAAGGUUCGGACGAGGAGUGGGCCAAGGACUUUUCCCUUGGGAAGUAUGAGCGUGAACAGAAGCAUCAUAUUCUUCGGGCGCCUCCUCUGGAUUUUGCGAGAAAAGGGGAGAGAGCACGCGUUUUGGGAGAGCUCUAUGAUCACGACUUUGACUGCUCCAGCUUGGUGAGGAUGACGAAGAAGGCGCCUGGCACCUCUAGAGUUGGACCGCAGAAGGCGCCUAGCGCUUCUGCAGGACACGUGCUUCGCUCAUUUGACCAGGCGCCUGCCGCUACUGAGGAGGCAUCCUCUCCUCACUUGUUUCCCCCUUUGAAUCCGCGCGAACCCCUCCCAGAGAAAUCCUUGGGGAAACGUCCUGCUUCUACGAUUUCCCCCGCUGAGAUGCAAAAGAAAAAGAAAAGGAUUGGCCUUGGAAGCAUUGACGAGUUCUUGGCGCCUCCCCGCUCUCGGCGUGUCGUGAAGCCAAAGGAGCUUGUUCCGAUCUCUCCUUCUGCUGCACUCAACGCUCCAAGCGCGUUUACUUCUGCCACAGAGUUGAGGAACUUUCUGAAGCUCCCUCUCGACGAGGGCGCCUCUCCCGCAGGCUCGGCGUGUCAACAUCUGUUUCACGCGAUGCUUGAUGUGGUUGCACUUUCUGAUAAGAGUUUGGAGAACCGCGAGCGUGCCCACAAGAACUACCUGCUUGCUUCUCAAUUGAAGACUAGUAAGGCCACCCUGCAAGGCGUUAAUUCUCACUUGGGGGACGAGUUGUCCUUGGUGAAGCAACAACUUUCUGACGCCUUGGCUGCCGAGAGCGUCUCUGCUCGUGAGGAAAUGGAGAAAGAGCUCGCACUUCAGUAG
Linum trigynum is the source of this 1383-nucleotide messenger RNA. Lineage: Eukaryota; Viridiplantae; Streptophyta; Magnoliopsida; Malpighiales; Linaceae. The record is from the annotation of a GenBank genome assembly.